Messenger RNA from Temnothorax curvispinosus, 1288 nucleotides. RefSeq names its product tektin-B1. Gene Ontology annotation, cellular component: nucleus; microtubule cytoskeleton. The transcript has 5 exons. Bases 15 to 1118 code for a protein of 367 amino acids. The record is from RefSeq and is a predicted model, not a curated record. NCBI's taxonomy places the organism in Eukaryota, Metazoa, Arthropoda, Insecta, Hymenoptera, Formicidae. Gene Ontology annotation, biological process: cilium assembly; cilium movement involved in cell motility.
AUACAUUUCCGACGAUGAAAUUUUGUCUCGCCAGAGUGUUGGAGCUGUCGAGAUGGAAGGACGUGCUCGAGGACCUGCUGCAAAAAUUAAUAACCGAGAUACGCUUAUUAAACGACGAGAAAAGCAACACGGAGAAAGAAAUUGAAAACAUAACUCAGCCUCUGCGUAUCGUCACCGAGUGCAUCUCGAUGAGGGACUGCCGUAGAGGAACCGAGCUCACGUACGACGAGGCUGAUAUUGAGCUGAAGAAGGAGCUCCGCAUGAUCGCGAAUAUUCACGAAGCAUUGACCAAAAGAGUACAGGCCGCGUGGGAAAAGCUAAAUCGCUUGGAGGCCUUCAAAUUUAAGCUGAGCUUGGACAUAGAGGAUAAAAUCGAAACUAUUAGAAUAGACAGGGAGAAUCUCGAAUUGGAUCAUGCUUGUGCGAAUUUAAGUUACAAGCCUAAAACGUUGGCUAUUGAUAAAACCAGUCCAAUCACGUACGAGGUUUGGCUAGAUCGAUGCGGUUGUUCCGAGUCGUCCGCCGACGAUGAAUUGAGUGAAUGUUACACUUUCCGUGAAGCUACCCGUGUAAUGAGGGAACAUGCAUGGAAUGAUAUUAGAGCUCAACAAGACGCGACGGAUUACACUUUAAGGAAGAGGAUUUAUCAAACGCAAAAGGCCAGAAACGAAUUGGAAUGGCAGAAGCUCAAGGUACAAAAGGAAAUGGAAAUGUUGGGAAGUGAAAUAAAUCAGUUGGAAGGAACGCUGAUGAGUAAAAUAGCCCCGGUGAAAUGCGUCGAAACGCGAUUAGAGAAUCGCGUUCAUCGGCCUGGCCCAGAACUCUGUAAGGACGAAGUUGAAUCAGGCUUGAAGAACGAAGCGCUGCAAUUAAAACAGACCGAGGAGGAUCUAAUUAAGAUGAUUGCGCAUGCAAAGGCAAGCUACAACAGUCUGGAAUCUCUGCUCAUACGUAUCGACAAGAAUUUGGAAGACAAACAGCACUCUCUGAACACCGACGUUAUGUGCCUGGAUAUGAGAGCGUCGCUGAAGACAGGAGACAGAUCGCGUUUACCUAAUGAGACGGACCGUAAUAUCAUAUUGACACGCAUGGAGAAAGAGAUUCCAUUGGAAUCUUAAUUCGACUGUUUCAUGGAUUUAUAAAACGUGAUGACUUUAAAGCUACUACUCUCAUAUUAUCUAAAAAAAACUCAUCAACUCUCCAUCUUCAUAUCGUUAUUUGUAUCGCGUGAAAAAUCAAGAACGUAAUCGAUAAUUUGAUGAAUGUCAGAUUCGUAAACAUAAUUUAA